This is a messenger RNA of Drosophila bipectinata, 933 nucleotides long. Its product is annotated as antigen 5 like allergen Cul n 1-like. NCBI's taxonomy places the organism in Eukaryota, Metazoa, Arthropoda, Insecta, Diptera, Drosophilidae. The record is from RefSeq and is a predicted model, not a curated record.
CGAUUCCGUCAGUCUCAACUGAAGAUCAUACAAAGCAAUGGCUUCCUUCAAAGCAACUGCCUUCUCUAUCCUGGUCGUGGUAGUAGUUCUCUGUAGUUCCUCCCUAGCAGUGGAUUACUGUGCCCUGCCCACUUGCCUGGACAAGCACAUUGGCUGCAACAACAAAGGAAACUUUAGUGAAAACUGUCCAAAAGAUGCCCGUGAAGUUAAAAUCGAGGCACACCACAAGCUGAUCCUCACGCUCUUCAACGACCUUCGCAACAAAGUAGCUGGAGGUGGGGUUGAGGGCCUUCCCAAAGCCAUCCGCAUGGCCAAGAUGUCCUGGUGCGAGGAGCUAGCUCACCUUGCCAUGUUGAACGUAAAAACCUGCGAAUCCCUGCCAGACAAGUGCCGCAGCACCGAGAGAUUCGCCUAUGCUGGCCAGAACAACGCCAUCUUCCACUACAGCGGAGCCGAGUCCGAGUACACUGAUGCUGAGAUCCUCAAGGAGCAGAUUGAGAACUGGUUCAACGAGCGUUCCAACGCCUCUCCCGACAUCCUGGCCAGCUUCCCCGAGGAACUGCCCAACAAGAAAGUGGCCCAGUUCACCAUCUCGGUGGCCGAGAAGAACACCCACGUCGGCUGUGCUGCCAUCCGCUUCACCAAGGACUUCUACAACCACUUCGUUCUCACCUGCAACUUUGCCACCGCCAACAUCGUUGGACAGCCCGUCUACACUCCCGGCGAUAAGGCCACCUCCGGCUGCAAGAACCGCUACGGAGCUGCCUUCGACUACCCCAACUUGUGCUACGCCAAGGAGAUCUACGACAACGAGAAGAUCGUCCAAGGCGUCAAGGUGUUCUAGGAACAUUGUGAUUUGUGACCAAUAAUGCAUGAGGUAUUCACGUUUGUAAUAAAGAGCUUGGGCAGAUAUAAAGUGCUAAAACCUAAAAA